AUGGCAUUUUCCGGUGUCUUCAACACUUCAGACAAAGAUAUUUUUACGGAUGAUUUGGUGCCUCUCAAACACACUCAGGGCAAAACAUCAGAGCAUCGAAAACUUAAAUCUACUGAUUCUCAUCCCAACCUAUAUUUCAACCAAGUGAAUGUACAGGUUUUGAGGCAAAGAUCCCCCAGCACACACAGCCACAUUUUCAAAGUAAUCAAAGCAGCGGUCAUGACCAUGCUAUCCAACAUGCCCCUUUACGUACCCUCUGCAAAACAUGAGGAGUUUACUAGCAAGUGGAAUGAGAAAUACGGGAACAACCUACCCCCCCUCGCUCUGUAUUGUCUGCUGUGCCCAGAGGACUCAGGUGCCCUGCAGUUUCUCAUCAAGUUUAUGGAUAAAAUGGCAGAUUACCCGUCCUGGAAGGUGAUCAGCGCUCCCAAUGACGAGGUGCCGAUGGCACACUCACUCACUGGGUUUGCCACAGCCUAUGACUUUAUUUACUCUUUUCUUGAUGAGCACAGACGGGAUGUUUACCUCAAGAGAAUUCGGUCUGAGACAGAGGAGCUGUAUGAGACGUCUAAGUAUAGGGGUUGGGGGAAACAGUAUCUCCAAAAUCAUCAAACCACUAAUAUAUUAGCUAUCUUGACUGGGGCCAUUGUGGUCAGCACACAUGACGACCCAGCAACAAUGGUCUGGAAACAGGUAUCAGUCAAUUAUAUGGAGAAGACCAUGUUUCUCCUAAACCACAUUGUGGAUGGGUCACUAGAUGAGGGUGUUGCUUAUGGAAGCUACACGGCCAAGUCUAUCACGCAGUAUGUGUUCUUAGCUCAACGUCAUUUCAACAUUGACAACACACAGAACAACUGGCUGCGGGAACACUUCUGGUUCUACUAUGCCACCCUGCUGCCAGGCUUCCAGAGGACCGUGGGCAUCGCCGACUCCAACUACAACUGGUUCUACGGCCCAGAGAGCCAGCUGGUGUUCCUAGACCCAUUUGUUAUUAGAAAUGGCACUGGGAACUGGCUCGCCCAGCAGAUUAGAAAGCACAGGCCCAAGGACGGUCCCAUGGGCCAAUCCUCUGCCCAGCGCUGGACUACCCUUCACACGGAGUACAUCUGGUACAAUGCUCAUCUCACGCCACAGCCUCCCCAUGGCUUUGGCAAAGCCAGGAUGCAUAUUUUCUCCAACUGGGGUGUGGUGACGUACGGAGCUGGGCUGACCAAUGGUCAGGGUAAAACAUUUGUCUCUUUCAAAUCUGGGAAGCUGGGUGGCCGUGCCGUGUAUGACAUUGUUCAUGCAAAGCCAUAUUCAUGGCUGGACGGCUGGAAUAGCUUCAACCCAGGGCAGAAAUCUUGCUUGUUUGUAGCCAACGUCUCCUCCUGGGACAAMGGAUACACGUGA
Salvelinus sp. IW2-2015 is the source of this 1392-nucleotide messenger RNA. The record is from RefSeq and is a predicted model, not a curated record. NCBI's taxonomy places the organism in Eukaryota, Metazoa, Chordata, Actinopteri, Salmoniformes, Salmonidae.